CCCUACAAUGAUAGUUCUUAGUAAUGAAAUCAAUCUUUGAAGAAAGAUGUCAUCUUUGAUAUUGAGAAGAUCAUCUCAUCUUGUUAUAAAAUCAACCCUAAAACGAAAUCUCUUCACUCCCCUCAAUUCCUUUACCAAAGACGCUCAAUUUCACCGCUCCCGAUUCUCAAAUCUCAUUAACUCGAAUUUAUCAUCUGCGAUUCAUUCAAGUACUAUCAUCAAUAAAGGAUGUUACCGUUCGUUUACUUCUCAGCCCGCCUUCGAAGCCGCUACAAUCGAUGGACUAACAGUCGAAGGUAUAAUCGCCAAUCAAUGGCCAAUACUUGACGAGAGUGAAAACGAUUGGAAAAGCCAUGCUUCAGCGAUCGCUCAAUCCAUUCAUCUAAUCAAGAAACGGAUGCAGUGGAAGACAUUGAUCGUUAGAAUUCAGAUGUUAUCAGCUCAAUUAGAUAAACCAGAUCUUUGGGAUGACCCUGUUCGAGCUGGGAAGAUAAGUAGAGAACAUGGUUCACUUAUGAGCAAAAUGAAAGAGGUGAAAUCUUUUGAACAAGAGCUGUUAGAACAGAUUGACAUGAUUAAGCUUGCCCGAGAGGAGAAUGAUUCGGAUUUGGAAUCGGAAGCAUUGAAGGCUUUACUCGAUAUGAGAAGAUACUCAUUGGAGAAAGAACUUGAGGCUUUAUUGGCUGGAGAUCAAGAUCCUUGUUCAUGUUUUAUAGAGGUUCAAGCUGGAGCAGGAGGCACUGAAAGUAUGGAUUGGGCUUCAAUGGUCAUGAAAAUGUAUAAGAUGUGGGCUCAACGCCGUGGAUAUGGAGUGACGGUUGUGGAUGAGAUGCCUGGAGACAUAGCGGGAAUAAAGAGAGCAACCAUCAAACUAGAUGGGAAAUACGCAUUUGGUUAUGCAAAAGCAGAGGUGGGAGUGCAUAGGCUCGUUCGUAUUUCUCCAUUUGAUAACGCCAAAAGGAGGCAUACUUCAUUCGCGGCCGUGGCUGUAAUACCAAUCCUUGGAGAUGCAUCUUCUCAAGUUCAAAUCAACGAAUCUGAUCUCAAAAUCGAACGGUAUCGAUCGGGUGGUCCCGGUGGCCAGCACGCUAACACGACCGACAGUGCUGUGAGAAUAACCCACGUUCCCUCCGGCAUUACUGCGUGCAGUCAAAAUCAAAGGUCACAACAUCAGAAUAAGGCUUCUGCAAUGGCUGUUCUUCAAGCGCGUUUAGACCAGCUGGAGAUGACCCGUCAAGCUCAGAUGAAUGCCCAACAUACACAGUCUCUUACGGAGAUCAGUUGGGGCAAUCAGAUUCGCACUUACGUGCUUCAUCCUUAUCGGAUGGUUAAGGAUCUUCGGACGAACUACGAAGUAUCGGAUCCAGAUUCUGUUCUAGAUGGAGAUAUAGAUAGCUUUAUCUUGAGUUUUCUUUCAUCUUCAUUGGAUAAGGAGGAUGUUGGAUUCUGAUCAAGACUCUUUAUUUAGGAUUAGCAACUUUUGAGAUUAUUUUGUGUCAUAUUAUUCCAAUCUAUGCAAGCCAAAAAUCCUUGGUACUAACAAAAUAAAAAAACACUGACUAUCUGGAUUUAUACAAUUUGUAAUCUGCUUUACACUAUGUUAUCUCAUUUGGAUCUAUAUCUAUGUUAGACAUAUGAUA
This is a messenger RNA of Impatiens glandulifera, 1640 nucleotides long. Its product is annotated as peptide chain release factor PrfB2, chloroplastic. The coding region runs from base 47 to 1450 and encodes 467 amino acids. Lineage: Eukaryota; Viridiplantae; Streptophyta; Magnoliopsida; Ericales; Balsaminaceae. Gene Ontology annotation, biological process: translational termination. The transcript has 7 exons. Gene Ontology annotation, molecular function: translation release factor activity, codon specific. Gene Ontology annotation, cellular component: cytoplasm. The record is from RefSeq and is a predicted model, not a curated record.